This is a messenger RNA of Nematostella vectensis (starlet sea anemone), 2430 nucleotides long. Its product is annotated as receptor expression-enhancing protein 1. Gene Ontology annotation, biological process: endoplasmic reticulum tubular network organization. Lineage: Eukaryota; Metazoa; Cnidaria; Anthozoa; Actiniaria; Edwardsiidae. Gene Ontology annotation, molecular function: microtubule binding. Gene Ontology annotation, cellular component: cytoplasmic microtubule; endoplasmic reticulum membrane; endoplasmic reticulum tubular network. The record is from RefSeq and is a predicted model, not a curated record. Bases 168 to 1046 code for a protein of 292 amino acids. The transcript is spliced from 12 exons.
GUACUUUCAUAUUGCAUACACGGUUAAAGCUGAGAACGACGAUCUUAAAAAGCAACACAUAUAUGUCUGCUAUAAUUUAGCAUUUAUUUAUUCUUUCGAACCACUGUCUCCAUCUAAAAGGACCCCAUCAACCACUGAGAAGAACUUCUGCAAUCUGCCACAUCAAAAUGGUGUCGUAUAUCGCAUCUAGGAUAAUAAUGCUUGUGUUCGGGACGCUGUACCCUGCAUAUAACUCGUACAAAGCUAUAAAGACCAAGAAUGUCAGGGAAUAUGUACGAUGGAUGAUGUAUUGGAUCGUGUUUGCUCUGUUUAUAACAGCAGAGCUAUUUACCGACAUGCUACUGGGAGUAUGGUUCCCAUUUUACUAUGAAAUCAAGAUAAUUUUCAUGUUAUGGCUUCUCUCACCAACUACAAAGGGUUCCAGUGUUCUGUACAGGAAGUUUGUCCAUCCAAUGUUGUCAAAGCAUGAAAAGGAAAUUGAUAGCUAUAUCGAGCAGGCCAAGGAAAGUGGAUAUGAUACCCUGAUACGUGUCAGCCGCAACAGCAUCAGUAUUGCUGCUGAGACCAUGAUGAGGACAGCUGUUACUGGUCAAAAUGUGCUGGCUGAGAAACUACGCCAGUAUGGAACUGAGGGUGUAGAUGGCUCAGAUGGUAGGCUUCGCAAGGCAAAGUCUUGGUAUGGUGGCAUGGAUUCUGAGCAGAAUGACUAUCAGCCAAUCGAUGAGACAGGACAGCCUAUCCAUGAGGAAGAAGAAAUGGAGUAUACAGACCCUGAUGCAGAAAGUGACAAGCUUCAAGAUGAAUUGAGGGAAAACAAAGGGAAGGAGAAAAGGUCUACAAGAAAAUCUCCCCAGUACAGUUCAUCCACCCUUCCUAGAUCUUACAAUAGAUCUUCAAGUUACACAAGAAUUUACUCUGGCGGCUACAGCAAUGAGGCUGAUCUUUCCACAAACUCAAGAAGCAAUUAUGAGUCUGCUACUCUGCCAAGAAACUAUGAGGGCCGAUACUCUACUCGUAGCAGCAGCAGCAGGCGAAAAGACCUCUAAGCAAUUCCCUUGUCACCGAGAUAAGCAUUUUAUUUUUGUUUUUAGCCCAGGAGAGGAAAUACGCAAAUGGCACCAGCAAGGUGGGGCCAACGCCCUCGUGCUAAGAAAACUGGAGGGUCACUACCCCUACUGCCUACGAUUAAUAACGAGGACAAGUACUAGCUUUCUGUAUUCGCUUGUAUAUAGGACUGGACUAGUUGUGCACCGUGCAGUAUUGAACCUCCAUAUUUUAGGUUAACGCCCAAAAGAAUCCAUAGAUGGGUGUAGUAUAUCGUAGAAGGGUCCAGUAUAUCUCUAAUUGUAGCAAUACAUUUGGCAGCCUGUUUUUGUUACAUGAAACUGUUGACACUCUGCCUGGAAUUAGAAAGAAGAGGAUAGGGAAACGUUUUACGAGCAAAGAUUUGAUUGGAUUUGAUAAAGAGAACGUUGAUUUAUUCCUGAAAGGCAAAUUUAAACAUAAGAGCUUUAACCCUGCAAAUAGCGUCAACACCAGCCACGUCCAGUUGAAAACAAGACAAAGGAAAUGAUGGCGAAAUACCUCAUAGCAGCAACCCCCGACACGGUGCUCGAACAGAGCCAGCACAACUGGACCACCGUCUCGCCAGCUUUUUGCUAGCAAUGUUGGCGCUGUUUACACGGGAUUUCACAAGCAAUGUUGGCGCUGUUUGCACUGGACUUUACUACCAAUGCUGGCGCUGUUUGUUUGCACGGGACUUUACUAGCAAUGUUGACGCUGUUUUUACGGAACUUUACUAGCAAUGCUGGCGCUGUUUUUACGGAACUUUACUCGCAAUGCUGGCGCUGUUUUUACGGAACUUUACUAGCAAUGCUGGCGCUGUUUUUACGGAACUUUACUAGCAAUGCUGGCGCUGUUUUUACGGAACUUUACUAGCAAUGCUGGCGCUGUUUACUAGGGACUUUGCUAGCAAUGCUGGCACUGUUUUCACUGGACUUUGCUGGCAAUGUUGGCGCUGUUUACACUGGACUUUGCUAUCAAUGUUGACGCUGUUUUCACUGGACUUUACUAGCAAUGCUGGCGCUGUUUUCACUGGACUUUUCUAACAGUUUUGGCGCUAUUUACACUGGACAUUGCAACAACUAUAUGGAAUUAGUUUGUGAAUACCUCAUUUGCAAGGCGCCAUUCCCGGAAGAUUUUUUGUAAGUUCUGGUGGGAAAGAACUUUAGUAGCGGGGACUAUCCCAUUUGCGCGGGAGGGUGGGUAGGGAUAGUUUUGGGGAUAAGCGGGAAUAGGAAGGGUACUUGUUUUUUUAUAUUUUAUCAAAAAGAGAAUUUGUAUUUCGACCUGAUAGUUAUACAUGGUUCAUUGAUUUAGUAUUGCGACCAUUGACCAUUUUGUUCCACUUAAUAAAAUAGUUCGCUUUCA